CGUAGUUCUCACGGAAGUGAUAGCAAAAAGUAGUUGAUUCAACAAUUUUGACAUUUCCUUGACUUUUUAAAGAUGUAAACAGAAUAUGUGCUCUAAGAAUUUAGACAGAAAGCAUUCACACAAAGACACGGAAAAAUAUCCAUAUUUCCCUGGUCAGGAGUGAACAGGAGGGAACAAGAAACGUUACGUCAAGAAUCUGGGAGAAAAUGAAGGUUCCAGCACGGAGUUUACUUCAGGCGCUGGUGAACGCCUCCGAGAAAGGUGCCAAAAUUGCCAGGGUCAUCCGAGCAGAGUCCGCGUUACUUGAAUUGCUGGUUCAGGAGAAAGCUGGGGACCAGAAAAAUCGCCGAUUUGUGCAGGAUUUUAAGACCUUGGCCGAUGUCUUAGUGCAGGAAACCGUUAGACAUGAUCUUAGUGCCCAGUUUCCGGGCAUUGGUGCUAGUAUUUAUGGAGAAGAGAGCAACAAAUUCACCAAUGUUCUAGGCGAGUCAAUUUCUGUGCAGGUACUUCAAGACCAAGAAGCCACAGCCCAGCUCUUAUGUUCUGUGCUCGAUGACAACAUGGCUGCUGCCAGGUUGCUGGCCAAGGUUGCUCACGAGGAGGUGCUGGUAGACGCGGGUCCGGAACUGGAUGAUGUGGAUGUAGACCUGGAUCUGGAGGAUCUCGGAGUCUGGAUUGAUCCGAUUGAUUCCACGGCCCAGUACAUUGAUGGUCUGUGUGGUAUAAUCAAUGACAAAGGCCUGGUGUCCUGCGGUCUGCAGUGUGUGGUGGUACUCCUGGGGGUCUACAGUAAAUCCGCGGGGCUACCCCAGCUAGGGGUCUGUAACCGACCAUUUGCACAGAGCACGGGAGAGAAAUGGAAAGGGGAUCUGAUGUGGGGUGUAGCAAUAGGAGAGACAAAAGUUUUCUCCCUUCCAACUGAAAAAACCACCAACAACAAACAAAACCUAGUAGUGCUGAUGAGUCAGAGCGAAAAACCAGACGUCCAGAAAAAAUUCAGAGCCUCGUGUUCUGUCCAACAUGCGGCGGGUGCAGGAUACAAGCUUCUCUGCGUCAAUCAGGGUAUCGCGGAUGCUUAUGUUCUGUCCAAGAGUAGCACCUAUAUGUGGGAUUGCUGUGCCCCCCACGCGAUUCUUCUGGCACAAAAUGGAGGAGUCAUUAGUUACAAGAGUUUAUGUGACUUCAAUGGUGACCCUUCAUCUUGUUCAGAGUUAAGCUUGAACCAGCAGAUUACUUAUCACCAUGACAACCAACCUGGUUCUGGUUCCCAAAGGUGGUGCAACCGAGAUGGCAUUGUUGCAUAUUGCUCUUUGGAGGCAUUACAAGCAAUAAUAAAGGCAAACAGAGAUAAUUGAUCAUUCAACCAAGGAAAGACAACUGGUUUUACCAUAUUUUGCCAUAUAGAUAAUUUUACCUUUUUCAAAAAGUAGUGGUAUAUAGUAUGUGUUGUUGUGUGGUAAAAGAAAAAGAAUAGGGUAUUUAUCAACUCCGUGUGAAAAAUACUUUUGUGUUUUUAAAAGAGUUCAUCUCAAUUUCACAAGGUAAAUUCCAUAUAUAAGCCUCAAUGUUAGAACUGUACAUGUUUUUGUUUAUGUACUGUUAAAUGUUGAAAUAGCACUUGCUGUACAUACCGGUACCAGUAAAUAUGGAAAUUUUUGUGAUAGGGAAGUAUUUACAAAUUUUGGAAAACUUAAAUUAGUGCCAAAAAAAGAAGAAAAAAAAGCUAAAAAACAAUAGAUUUAAAAAAAACAACAACAGAUUUUGUUAUGCACUCUGAACUGUAUUGUAUUUUGGGAAUUCUUUCAUUUUUUUUUCCUGCAGAAAUAACCAGCACAAACACUUUGUUAACAAUAGAAUUGAAAAAUGGAAUGUCAAGGUCAUGUUAUUGUUUGUAACAGCAAAAGUGCAAAAAAUUGUUCUUUAAUCUUCAAAGAUUAGAGAUUAUUUUCAUGGGUUCCUGACUCUUAGCCAAGGUUAUUCAAAUGUAAAAUUUUAAUAUUAUAUUUUAGUAGUGUUGCUGUAUGGGUUUUUUUUUUCAUCAAAGCCCAAUUUUUCAUGAUACAGGGCAAAAUAAGUUGUUUGGUUUUUUUUUCCCAAACUCAGUUAUGUUUGCAAUUUCAGUAUACCUCUUUUACCAUGCAGCAUUUACUUAUGGUGACAAUGGUAUUCCAGAUUUUUGUUUGCAAUGAGAAGAAAUAUUCACAUAGAGGUAUUGAAAAUCUGAUUCCUUCGAAGAUAACACUCCAGAGUGUAGAUUUACAGUUUAGUAUUACUCGUAUUUGAAAAUAAUUAAGAUACGAUUUUUGUGUUUACAUAUGGUCUGCUUUUGUUUUUACUCGUACUUUUUUUCCGACUUCUUUUUAAAUUUUUAUUUUUUUCCCCUCUUGACCAGUAUUUAAACCCUCCAUUAGGUGUGUAGUUGGUCCAUUUCAAAAUAUAUACAAAAUACAUUUAUUUACUAACUAGUCAUGUAAUUAAAUCAUGUAUUUUAUUAGUGCAAUUUUUCUGCUUUAGUUAUAUUAUUGAUUUUAGAUUAUUCAGUUUUUAUGGUGCAAGUUUUGUUCACAAAUUAAGUGUUAUCAUUACCAUACAUGUAUAUGAUACUAUGACAUCAUCAUUUGUGAUGUCAUCAGUUAUUUUUUACCUAUAAUCUGUAACAGGAUGGGAGAAAUAAUGACGGACCAGACCUGGAUUGGAACCCGUACCCCCUGAAUCUCUAGUCAGGUGCUCUACCAACUGAGCUAUUUGGCACCGGUAUUCGAACCAGUCUGACUGUCAUAAUUCUAUCUGUAUUUCAAAUGUGUCUAUCAUUAUGUAUCAAUGUCAAAGACAGUUACUCGCACGUGAUAAUAAGGAGGCAAGAAUUUUGAUACCUGAAUAUAUGAAAUUUAAGUGGUUUAAAUUUUACUACCCCCCCCCCCCCCCACAUACACGAUCUAAAUGUUUUUGGUUUUAACACCCCCCCCCCCCCCCCUUUUAUAUAGACAUUAUUCUUGCAUUGAUGGCACUUAAUUGAUAGGUAGCUUUGAUGAUAAGAAUCAGAUUUAGUAGGUAUCUAUGUCCAUUUAGAGACUAAAAAAAUGUGUAGAAAAUAUUACUCUAACAGUAUUUUAUUAUAUGAAUACAGUCAAUUGGUGAUAUUUCAUAAUAAUAUUGAUGUUUAUUUAUUAUAAUAGUAUUGAUGUAUAUUGUUGUUGUUUUUGUCUACUAGAAGAACGUCAAACAUUUUUAUCAGUGGUUAUAUGCAAAGCAAAAGAAAGCAUGGCAGUUGCAAAUUAUUUCAUUUUUGUUAAUUAAGAGUUGUACAGUAUCUGUGUUUUGAUUUUAUGAUUAAGGUAUUUUGCUGGUGUACGUGAUGCUACAAUGACGGACUCAAGCAAGCCUUGUUUUUUUAUAAUACUCGCACAUUAGUUGCCAUAAUAUUUUUAUUUAAUACAUGUACUUGUUAAUAUAACAAAAUGAUUAUAGGCGUAAGGGAGGUAAUUCGCAGUGAGAGAUUGUGAUCUAGCUAGCUUUUACAGAAUAAAUAGCUAUAAAAGAAUAUAGUAACUUUAGAAAAAAUUUAAGAUGGGGGUAUAGAGUUAAUGGGAAAGGUAAUUGUUGAAAGGGGUAAUUCUUUAUUUUAAUAUGAAAAGACAUAGAUGCCUCCUCCUGAGAGAGAGAGAGAGAGAGAGAGAGAGGAGAGAGAGAGAUUUUAUUUAAUUGCCCUUGUAAAUUAGGAAGAGAUAGAUAUAGGCAAAAGAGUAGAUAAUAUUGCUAUUAAACUACCGGUAUAUAAGAUUUUAUUGAAUUCACAUUUGCCAAUAUACAAUAUGUAUCAAUUAAUUUUUUUUUUUUUCAUUUGAUUUUUUUUCACUUAAUACAAAGGGAGCCUUAUUAAUUUACAAGAAAAAUAAAUACAUAUCAGUGUACCUUGAAAACAUACAAGUACCGGUAAAUACCUCAUUAUAAUGUUAUAUUUUACAAAUUUUUAAAAGAAUAUCAUCUACUGUUUUUUAAUUAUCUUCUUUUUUUAAAACACUGCUAUUGUUGCUCUUAUAUAUCUUUUUAUUUAGCAAAAAAUAAAUUUAGGAAAAAGUAAAACUUCUUCAAAGUCUGAUUUAUAUAAAAGAGGUUUAUACAGAGAUUAAAUGAAUGUACCAUAUAAAAACACUUCCUAUAGAUAACUAUAAGGAAUCGUUCUUUGAGCAUUAUGGGAUUAUAAUUUUGGUCAGGGUGUGAUCAAAUCGAAUAAAGCCUGAAGGGCUUUAUGAGCGAUGUGCAUGAUCAUGCCCUAAAUGAAAUUAUCCCCUCAUAAUAUUUAAAAAUUGAUUUGUUAUUACUCAUAUUUACAUAGUUUUCAGCAAUUUUAGAAAUAUUUGAAUAUAAAUAAGCAAACCCCGCUUGUGCCCCAAUUGUAAGUGAUUUGAAUUUAUUGGACUGUAUAUAGUACAAAAUUGAUACGUAGUGAUAUCACAGGAAAAGACACUGAAAAAUGUAAAUAUAUCCAAUUACUGUGAUGUAUGUCAUUUUAAUGUAGCUGUAGCUAUAUAUUGCUUGCGUUUUAGCUGUGUAGAUGCUUUAGUAAUGUAUUUAUAUAAACCAUUCAUUUUUAGUAGAAUGAAUUUUUAAGAAAGAUGACCGAAAAAUUAAAUCGCCAAAGUUAGUGACAUUAUCCCAUUUAUUAAGCACGCUUGGAACGAUGUCUCAGUUUAAAAUAGUUUUACUCAAUGAAAGAUAUAUACAUGUACAUGUACUUGUAACCAUUCACCAUGCAUAUUAUAACAUAUAUAAAAAGUAUACAUAUAUAUCCUAUUGUAUAUGUUCCUGUAUUUGAUAUUUUAUAAUAAAAAGUUUAUUAUAUUACAAAA
Magallana angulata is the source of this 4850-nucleotide messenger RNA. RefSeq names its product inositol polyphosphate 1-phosphatase-like. Gene Ontology annotation, molecular function: inositol-1,4-bisphosphate 1-phosphatase activity. The coding region runs from base 207 to 1355 and encodes 382 amino acids. The transcript is spliced from 6 exons. Lineage: Eukaryota; Metazoa; Mollusca; Bivalvia; Ostreida; Ostreidae. The record is from RefSeq and is a predicted model, not a curated record.